GCUGUCUCUCUCUCUCCCCCAAAAUUUGAAUUAGGAUGGAGUUCAGAUACAGAGCCAUCGACACCGAUCGGCCACCUCCUGUGAAGGACACUGCGCCAUCUCAGUCUCCGAAUCCAAACUAUUCCUUCUUCUCGGCAAUACCAAUCCCAGGAUGCAACAUAAGACCAAGAGGGGACUAUGUCCAACGAGAGAUUGAGAAGGAGCAAAUCCGUCGAGAGAUCAUUGCAGCGGAAACUGCGAGAAGAAAAGAGCUUAUAGCUGAGGUUGCACAGGAGAUGGCUAUAGAGAGAGAAAUGGCCAUAAAAAGUAUCGCAGAGAAGGAGGAUAAGAUAGCUACGUGGAUCACUCAAAGGAAGCUUUCAACACAUCAGAGCCACAACAACAACAAUUCUAAACUGAAGCGUACUUACAGUGAUCCUGCCAUGUACACAAGCCCCAACAGUCUAGUUACAUCACCAAUGAAGAAAAUGCCUCCAUUACAGCAAAUGCUUGAGGCUACAAAAGCUAAGGAAACAUCUGUCCUCGAGUCUAACAAGGACAAGUUGAUUAUAUUGCAGGAUAGGCCUGAUCCUAUAGGAGAGGAUACUCAAACUCGUCUUGGAAGAGCUAAGCGUAAAGCAAAGGAUGUAGAGGGUGGUUUGAACGAACCUUCCAAAAGAAAAAGACCGUUUACGUUUUGGUGCGACCUUUGUAAUGUUGGAGCUUAUAGUGAAACAGUCAUGAGGAAUCAUGAGUUAGGCAAAAAGCAUAAAGCUGCUGUUAAAAAGCAGCCUGAGACGAAGGCUGCUUCAACCUCUCAUGCUUCCCUUACAGCUCCACAAUCAGAAGCUAUCACAGUAGUGGCGAAUAAGCAACGUCAGGAAGUGGAUGAAAUGGCAGAAAAAGAAACGGGAAAGAAGAUAGAAGGUGAGAAGAAAAAGAAGGUAAUCAUUCGGUGCGAAACUUGUAACGUUGUGACGUAUUCUGAGAGUGUGAUGGAGACUCACAUGCUUGGGAAAAAACACAAGGCUAUGCUUAAGAAACAUUACUCUGAGCAGUUGCUGGAGACUCACAGGCUUGAGAGGGAAAAAGCAUCUACAGUCUCAGUGAAAUCUUUAGAUGCUGAUCCAAGCGAGGAAGCAAUGGUUUAUUUCUUGGGAGAGAGCCUCUAGCUAGCUGAUUUAGCUUUAGGUUAUAUGGAAUCAGAGAUUUGAAUUUCAUUUAGAUAUGAAGAAAGUGUUCUUCUCUUUUUAUAUUGUAUUUUUAAAAUUAUAUUUGGAACCUUGAAAUAGAGAAAUCAGUGCCAUUAGAAAGACUUGAAUAUGUAUGUUAAAUGGAAUCAUGAU
Molecule: messenger RNA, 1325 nt
Organism: Raphanus sativus (radish)
Lineage: Eukaryota; Viridiplantae; Streptophyta; Magnoliopsida; Brassicales; Brassicaceae
Molecular function (GO): nucleic acid binding; zinc ion binding
Source: RefSeq, a predicted model, not a curated record